AUGUCAAACAACGCAGAACCCGGGCCAGAUGGUGACUUAUCUCCAGAGAAAAUCCUUCUAGAAGAUUGCAUAACCCAUUUGAAAGCCACCGACCCGACCGAGUGCAAUAACCGACAUCAACAAUUCAACGAAUGGAGCGACUUGGAGUUCAAGCGCUGCCGUCUCGAAAGAGACGCUGCUCGUCGAUAUCAAGCGAUACUCAUUCUUGAGAAUAAGCUUCAUGACGAGUACAAACGGCAAGAUGAUGAGAGAGAGCUACGUAAAAGAGACAUUAUCAAGUUUAUGGAAGUCUUUGACAGGUAUUAUGAAGCCCUUUUCAAUUCUUCGAUGCUUAACUUGGUUUGUUUGCACUUUGGCGAGGAUCCAAAUUUGCUCGAUUGGAAAACUGUGCUAGGUCAAGAUGAUGACCUCCUUGAAAUGGAUGUUCGUGCUGAGCUCAUCAACAUCGAAGCUGACGAAGAGAUGGCGGAAGCCGGCGAGGAUAAGGUGGAGGGUGCGGUUCUACAGGAACCAGAACACUUGCCUGUCCCAAAGCCAAUCAAUAAACUAGCAUUUGGUUUCUCAAGAAUGGACAAAGUACCUCAGAUGACUUUGAUGAAGCCGACAAAAGCGACAUCAACCCCAUCAAGAACGCCUGAGCCGGAGAAGCAAUUACCCGUGAUGCCACUACCAUCAGGUAUUCUUGCCAUGCUUGGGGAACAAGAUGAUAGUUCAUUGAUUGGACGUGAGCCAGAUCCAACGACGUGUGAAAAGCCAUCUGCACUGUAUAUGAAACCGUUCGCAAAAACAAUACAGGCAAUAACUUCAUCACAAUCGUCAACCCCGAACCCAGAGAUACCGCCCACGAUAGCUGUGCAUGGGCCAGCGACCUCACCAUCAACGACAACUGCCCUCCCUAUGACACCCCCCAAAACACCAGCUGUUAAAGUGAUGAAGGUAUCACCGCUUGGCAAGAGUUCAUAUGUCAGUGCCAGUCUUGCUAGUCCCAAGUCAGACUCAAUUGAGUACCAAAGCAAACGCACCUUGCUCUUUGCAAAUCAACGGCCUCCAAAACGUCGCAAGCGUACGCAACGGAAGCCACUCACAGACCGGACAAUCCCAUUUGCCGAGGUAUACGAUAAUGGGAAAGCACACCACGAAAUCACCGAGUUCCCUCCAGGCAGUGGCCAUUACUAUAUAUUUCAGUGCAAGGUCCCUGGCCAUGAUGUCUCCUUUAGCAAGCCUAGAACACCCAAAGACGGUCAACUGAGACGCUCCGCACCGAUCAGGAGUGCUGGUGUCCAUUGUGGUCAUCGCCACGGGACCGAUCGGAGCGCAAAGACUGCGAUUCGAGAGGUUGGGUACUGCGUCACAGACUGUACUCCUGCACUGAAAGAACUCAAUAAUGCUGCGUUCAGCGCUAGAUUUUGGGCAACUUACAAAUGUGAAGAUUGGCCCUAUGAUGGCGUCCCGAAGAACAUGGGGAAACAAACAAAAGACACCAGCCGCGAAGAAACAAACGAACCAUCUACAGCAACGCAAGGUUCCACGUUCACUACUACGAAGCGUCGAGUAAUCUCUACAGCGGAGUAUUUUGCUUCGCGCGGUGCAGUCUCUUCGCCUAAGCGAUUGGAGACGACGAACAGUGUUCCCGAGACUAAGACUACUGAAGUCGCAAAUCCAGAAGACAGUGACGAUGAGCCUCUGGUCAGGUUGAGGCUGAAGAGAUCCGACAGGUAUUCCAUGUCGGCAACAACCAACAGUGAGCCUCUAUAUCAGAGUCGAAAAGGCCUCAUCCUCCCAAACCCAAAUCAACCCCGACUUGGGCAACUUGCGGUGACCAACGGCCGUUCGAACGAGCAGACUGCAACGACACAUCUGUCUAUACCUACGACAUCAAACACAAAUUCGGGGCCACCUCUGCGCCUGUAA
Messenger RNA from [Torrubiella] hemipterigena, 1911 nucleotides. NCBI's taxonomy places the organism in Eukaryota, Fungi, Ascomycota, Sordariomycetes, Hypocreales, Clavicipitaceae. The record is from the annotation of a GenBank genome assembly.